Messenger RNA from Trichoderma citrinoviride, 1386 nucleotides. RefSeq lists its product as hypothetical. The record is from RefSeq and is a predicted model, not a curated record. The annotation marks the transcript as partial. Lineage: Eukaryota; Fungi; Ascomycota; Sordariomycetes; Hypocreales; Hypocreaceae. The transcript has 2 exons.
UGUUGCUAUCCAAACUGCAGCAGGUGCCUCGCGUCACCCGAGUGUUCUCUGAUACAUAGCGGCUGUUACGCCGUCUUUAGGGCGGCAAGUGGUACCAAGAAUACCAAAGCGUUACAUCGACGCCUUUGGCUAUUCACGGCAUGGAAAAGACCCUGGACGGUGGCACGGCCUUUGUGCCUGCCCAUCCGCAGCAUGCAUGCAGCUGUUCUCAAGCAAGCAACCGAAUCACUCGGCUUGCCGAAUCUUUUCAAGUUACCUGCCGAGUUGCUUGAUCAAAUUCAUGACAACUCCAGAGGAUAUUUCUUCUGGAGGUGCGUAUCAGCACUCAGGUUGGCAUUGGAUGAAUCGGGAGAUCUGGACGAUGCGCUUGAAGUUCUUCGCCUCAACUCAAUCGUUUCUUGGGAGCGUCAUGGCCUGCUUAAGUUAGCGCGUUAUGGGACACUGCCUCCAAUCAUCAGGAUUACCAUGGACGAAGAUGGAAUUAGCAAAGUGAAACGACUUCCUGCUAUCCCAUCCUACGACGGUGAGCAUCAUAAGCACUAUGCCUAUAUAGUGGUUCAUGAAGAGUGUAUGACGGUACUCUAUGUCGAUGCACCAUUUAACUUACAACCUUCACAGAACGGCCGCCUGCGCCUCCAAUUGCCCCGUGAAAAUCCAACAUUUGCCAUAUGGAAUACCCCAUGCCCGCCUUGCAUGUUAGACGGGGAUGCCCUCGGAUACACGCGAGACUCUUUCUUCAGUGCAAGUCUUCCCUGGAAUUUGUCUGGAGAUCACCUCUACGCUAUCGACAUGGCUUCCAUCACGGGUAUAACCUUCUUCUACUCUCAUGAUGAAUUGCUCGGCGUCCAUCCCCACUGUUCCUCCGGAGACACCGCUUCGUCGACCUUCGAGCGCUUAUCCUACAGGCUCAAGUCGCAGACUGUAUGGAUAUACCUGCCAAUUUCCAAAAGCGACCCGAUAACUUCCCUUGGGAUUAUUGUGAGCGAGCGUCCUGCUUCAAUCUUACGGAAUCCCAAGAUCGAGAUACAGAUAUGUACAGGGACGCAGUUAACGGGGGUUACGGUCAUUGGGUCACAACACACAGCCCCUGGCCCUGUGGAAUGCUCAUGGAAGUCCGCACCCAUUACUCUCGUUUAUGCAAAACCCCAAGAGCGACGUGGUGUGUGGCUAUCCAGCUAUGGCAGCAAUCAAUCUGCACUACUCGAGCUCCCUAUCACACCUGUUAUCCCUAAGCUAGGGGGAGAGACUGCAUAUUACUCUGAAGCACCCCUGGACAAUGUGUCGUCAGCUGUUCUUUUUCUUGACGAGAAGAAUAUUUACUGCAGAGGCAUUUUGUUCCGCUAUCUUGACGGGUCAUGUCGGGCCCUCGGGGAAUGCCGUGUUCAU